AGUAAAAGUGAAAGUGAAUCAUCAGAUAUGGACUCUUUUAUUGAACCCAGAUGUCAAUUUAUGAGGAGUUUAACAGAUGACUCAAUGAAUUCAAGCUUUUCAUCACCCAGGUCUAUAAAAAGUAAUGAAAAAAAAACGAGGACUAACAAAACUAGAUCCCUGGAAUCCUCUUCUUUUAGUUCACAAAAAGGCUGCUGGCUUACUAUUGGAAUGCAUGUAUUUGUACAUAAUGAGCUGGGAAUUGUUCGUUAUAUUGGACCUGUGAAGUUUACAGAUGGAAUUUGGCUGGGUGUAGAGCUUCGGACACCACGGGGAAAGAAUGACGGUUCUGUGCAGGGCUACCGCUAUUUCACCUGCAAGAGCAACUAUGGUCUUAUUGUACGCCCUAAUCGGGUUACAGUAAGAGGCAUCAAUGGUUCCAAACUGAUUGGGGAGGGUGUGUAAAGUACAGAAACUUGUUUCAGUGCUGAUGCCACUACUAGUGGUGUUAAGAUUUAAUGAAGUCAUGUUUCAGUUCAUUUGUAACUUAGAGUUUCUCAACUAAAAAUUAUAAUUAAGUUGUAAACCAACAUUAUUACUGAGCCAUUGUUGUUUAAAUGAUGGCAAACUCAGUCAAGAGUUUUUAUGGAAAGGAUUUAAAAUUGAUGCAAAUCACAUGCUGUGUUUUUGAAUUUCUCUCUGGUGUUUUUUGAUAAAAUUUAGAGAAAUUUUGCAAAAUCCAUACUACAUGUUACUAAUUGGAUAGUUCCGUCAUCCAUCUGCAGUACUAUUAUCUUUUUGAACUACAUAAAAGAAAAUAUAUUUGACAUAUUUUUUAGAGGUAAAAAAACAUGCAAGUCAGUGUAUCUCAUUUGAUACAAAAUGUAUUUCUACUAACUAAUUUUGACAUAUCCUAUCCAUAACAGUAAUCAUUUACUGAGCUACUAGGAUGAUUUUAUGUUUGUCUAAAGCCUUAUCUGUUUCCAAUGUUAGAAGCUUGUGACUUUUAGUAGGACUAAAGUGUUUUCUUGAUGAUGGACUUGAGUACUUGUGGCACUAGUGUCAUUGUUAACAUUACUAUGGUAAUGUCAUUAAUACUGCUAUCAUGGUAGAUUUGCCAUUACUGUUUUUGAAUAUAGUAAUUGUUACUGAGAAUUAACAUCAUUACUUCUGUUGUAGCAAAUGUCAUAGUUUGGGAGUUGAAUUGUUGAUUUAACAAAUACUUGCAGCAUAAAUGCUAAUAAUUAUUUUUGUUGUAGUGUAGGCUUUAAUUUGGAUAUGUAGUUGCUGAAUUUUGUGUAAUGUUGUAUUAGUGGAAAUAGUUAUUAGAAAAAGGCAAUAAUGAAUAACUGAAUUUCAGUGUUAAUUGAAACAAACAGCCACUGUUUCUAAAUUAAUUUAAGAGUGAAUUGAUUCUUUCUCUUUAACACUUUCAAGAUCUAUUGUACAAAACAAAUAAGUAUUAUGGAUUUUUUUGUAACCAUUAGAAUUCAUGACAGAAUCCAUUUAUCUUUCAUAUGGUUAAUGAAGUUUUGAAAUUUUUGUUUAUAACUUUUUUCUGAUAUCUCAUGGUACAGUGUGCUAUGGAUUUCAAACAUGUUAAGACAUAUAGUUGUUUAAGAAAUAACUGUUUCUAAAAAGUUUUAUUGCAACACCUGUCAAAGAUAGAAUAGGCUGUACUGUUUAUUUUGCUCUUAAAAUGUGUAAUGUGGUUUGUGUUUUAUAGUCAAACUUGGUCUUCAUUUAUUUACCACUGAUUUCUUUUAAAUAUUUAAUUUUGUGUACUGUACCAAAAUUAGGCUGGGUAUAUUUGUUAAAAUAACCACAAUAUAAACAAUUCUAUUCAUUUAAAAAAACAUUAUGUGAAUGAGAAGUAGCUUUAGGAUAACUAUGAAGAUAAAAUGUUGAAUGAAUGUGUGUACAUUUUACUAAAAGUAUGAUAUAGACAACCCCUUUGUAUAAUUUAGCAAACUGUUUGUACUAGCAUAGUUUGUUUUAGGAAAGUCUGUUUCUACUUUAAUGCAGAAAUUAACCAUGUAUAAUACACUUUACUUCUGCUUACAAAUUACUUGAGAAUUUUAUUUAUGAGAUUUGAUAUCACAUUUUUGUUUAAUGUGAUGUUACAGUGACACUGCAGCAUUUGAUUGCCUGUAACAAACACAUGUCAGAUAUCACUGUUAAGUGUGUUGCAUUUAUAGAUUUUUUGGUGACAUGGUCAUACUAUUUAAAUUGUUUCACUGGUUGAAGUUUAAAGGUGAGAGAAAUAAAAGCACAGAAUAACUUGCUGUAUUUUACAUAACUUAAUUAUGAAAAAUAAUUGAUUUUGUAAUUGUCUAAACUGUUCUCUUAGAGGAGGAGUUUUUAAAUAUUUAUUUCUAAAUAUAUUUCAAAAACAUUCCAGAAAUAAAUAAAUAAAGCAUAAGUUUAAAACUCAACUUUAAAUCAUCAGUGAAGAAAUGUGAUAUAAAAAUAGUUAUUUGUACAAUCACUAUUUUUGUAGUUAUAUUGUGUUUAGAGGCAUCAUAUUUUCUAUAUUUAAUUGAUAUUCAUAAGACUUAUAGAAGAGAUGUGGCUUUACAGUAAUGUUUCCAGGUUAUAUAUAUAAUUCACAAUACUUAAAUCUAUUUGAUAUUAAAAAAAAUUGUAGGUGACUGAUUCAAAGAAAUGAUUUUGUCAUGUUUUUGUAAAUGAUCUAUAUGUGAAAUUAUUGCUUUUAUUUUAAUUAUAAAACUUUACAUUGAUAUUAGCCACAUUUAUUUGUCUUGUGAACUCAAGUAAUUUUUAUGUGACUGUGAUUGACAUAAGUUACAUACUUUUUUGUUUUCUAAGGUGAUGGGUCAUAUAACUUUUUGUCAUGUGUCUAAUCCUGACUUUUUAGGACUUGUCUUGCUAUAAGAUAAUGGAUUAUGUAACUUGGUAAGUGGUUGUGAUUAGUAAUUAAUUAUGUAAAUGUGAUAUUUUUAAUAUAUAUUUUUCUUGUUAGUUUACUUAAUAACAUUUUGGUUAAUAAGAUUAUACAUGUGUGUUUUAGGAGAUAUAUUUCAUGUGCAUUUAUCAUGGUUUGUUACUAGGUUUCUUAUUGAACAUUUUUUUGCAUUUAUACUUUAAAGUUUAAUAUUUAUGUAAAUGGCAGAAUACAUUUGACACAUAACUUAACUUAUAAUAAACCAUAGACUAUUUGAAAUAAUUAUAAAAUUGGUUUAUCAUAGCAACUUUGGUUUAAAAAUACUGAUAAUUUAAAGUUUAACAAGUAAGUAAUUACAGAAUUGGUGUAUCAUAGUAAUCUGGGUUAUGGUUUAAAAGUACUAAUAGUUUAAAUUUUAACAAUUAAAUAAUCAUGAAAUUGGUUUAUCAUAGCAGAAUGAGUUAUGCUUUAAAAGUACUGAUAAUUUAAAGUUUAACAAUUACUGCACUGUGUAUUGCCAAUCAAUACAAUUCAAGUUUCAUAUAAAUUUACUCUGCUUUAUUCAUUCAUCCAUUCAAUAUAAUUUAUUCCAGGAUUAUAUACCAGAUGUGUUAUACUUAUUUGAAAGGUAAAUAAUCUCUGUUAUCUGUUUGUGUAAUUGGGUAACUAUACCAUCAGAAAGUGAGAGAAUUCUCUGAUCUCAGUUUCUGGAGAUUUGAGUAUUUUCCAUUCAGUGUAGGGUAAGAAAAUCAGCUGAUUAUUUGGUAUGAAUUUAAAUGUGAGUAAUUUCCUCUAUUCUUUUUGAUGACUUUAGAAAGUGUUGUAUAUAUAUUGCUUUCAGGUUAUUAAGCCAUCUAAUAUAUAUAUAUAUAUUAUCUUAGAUUGUUUGUUUGUACAUAUGUGUAGGACUUAUACAAGACAUGUCAGGCUAUUUUAAAUAUACAGGUCCUCAACUAGAGAAUGUAGCAGUUUUGAAGGUUUUAAGCUCCCAUUGUAUAUUCCUUGCAUUGAUCAUCUCCAUAUGCAGAUGUCUAUAAAGUUUUGUAGUUCAUACAUGUGCAAGGUCUUGAAUUUCUGUGUUGUAUGAGAUGCUCACUUAUGGAAAUCUCUAUGUUCUUUGUGGAGAUUUGAGCUAUUAUCUAUUCAGAAUAGGGAUAAGAAAAUCAGCUGCUUACUGAUCAUUUUCUUGCUAAUAAAUGAUUAGUUGAUUAUGUUUUGUUUUAUUCUUACAAGUACGCAAUGCCUUAAUUAAUUGCUUUUGAAAAGUCAUAAAGUGCAACCAGAUAUAUGACAACAUGGAUGAAUACUAGAUUUAUAAUGUAUAGUGUUAUGCUUAGACCUGAUGAUUGGGGAUUUUUACAUGUGAUAUAGGCAUAAUCAGUACCCAAAGAAAACAACGAUGAUGUUCCACACUAUCAUUUGAACAAGUUUAAUCAAAUGGUAAAAAAAAGCCGGGAUGCAGAAAAUAAUUUUCUUUUCUGCCUAUCACUAAUCAACUUUGAACAUUUGUGGCCACCCAGUUGCAUAACAGUAAACUGCUAAUUUUAACAGUGAACACAGGAUUGAAAGCAUCUUCAGUUGCAUUACAUCUUGAUUGUGAAUUGUGAUGAAGUUUUACAGUGGAAGCUGACACACAUUAGGCUUGAAUAUGUAGUAAGUCUACAUCAGAAAGCUGCAGAAAAUGCUAGAAUAUGAAUGGAUUGUUACUUCAUAACAUAUAUAUGUUUCCAGAGUUGAAAAUAAACAGUUAAGUAAUUGUAAUCGAAUAUAUAUGAAAUGCUCUGUGAAACUGUUUUAUAUAUGCGAGAAAUAUAUAUAUUCCUUGAAAUAUUGAAAUUUUUAACUUAUAAAAGUUCCUAUUAGUGCAAACAUGAUACUCAUUAAUCAAAUUUAAUGUAUGAAGCAAAGACCAAAAGUAACAAAAAUGUAACUUGGGAGUUGUUGUUUUUUCAUUUUCUCUUAAUAUCAAUUCAAAGUUAAACUAAUCUUAAUGUUUUGCUUAUUCUGAUUUCUAAAGUUUUUAUAACAUCUCAAGGUAUUAUAAAAUAAUACCAUUUGUUUGCACUGUGUAAAGUUUCAGCAAACAUAAGGAGGAAUGUUCUUUUAUAAGUAUGUAGAAAAGUACAAAGUCAUAAAGAGUUUGUUCACACUUUUUAUGUUUAGCAAAGUUUUGAUCACUAACCAUCCAGUGAUAUGGUCUGUUGCUGUUGCCAUCUACAGCUUUUUCAGUUAUGGAGUAGUAUCAAUUUGAAAAUCUUUGAAAAAACUCUAACUUUGAGACAUUAGUGUUUAUUUUCAGAAAGUGUGCAAAAUAAUUUAUACAUUUUGUAGCAUCUAUUCAAAAAAGGUUGUGUGAUAACUUUCUUUCUACUAAGUUAUGAUUUAAUAGUGGUAACUUGGAUAAUAAUAUUUAAUUCAGACAGGUAUUCUGUGUAGUCUUAAUGAAGUCUAAUAAGUUAUAGUUGUAAACUAUUAUAAGUUUGUUUAAAAUGGUUUGGUAUAGUAUGGUGAAUAAAGGAAAAUUAAAACCAGUUAGUUUAAUGUAUAAUAAUGACUUCUUUUUUUUACAUUAAAUUCCCAAUGGGUAAAUCAAUUACUAUCAAAUUAUAGUCAUCAGAUUUUGAAAGUACAAAAUUUAAGGAUACAUAUGUAAAGAUUUUAUUUUAUUUGUUAUACUGUAUAUAUUAAUAUGUAUUGACAAUCAAUGGACCUCAAACUGUUAUUAAUAACAUUGUUGAUUUAAUUCUUAGUAUUUUGUAUGAUAAUGUUAAUUAGGAUUUGUAACAUUCCACAAUAUAAUAGACAUUCUGUAGCAUUGUAGUUCUGUUUAUGAAAGUUUGUUUCCUUGACUUACAAAGAAUUUAAUUAGCUCUUUGCUUUUUUACCAUAAUACCAUUGUAAAAUAAUAUAAUUUGUUUGCAUAGUGUAAAGUUUCAACAAAUAUGAGGGAAAAUAUUCUUUUAUAAGUCUACAAAAAAUUACAAAACUCACAAAAAGAUUGUUCACACUCUUUAUGUUUAGCAAAGUUCUAAACCAUCCAGAACAAACUUAAAAAUUCUUUUUAAUCCUUAUAAUAGAUUUUUCAAUUAUCUUUAAAUCAAAAUGUAAACAUAUUGUAUGGUGUUUUGCAGAUGCAAUAUCUAUU
This is a messenger RNA of Limulus polyphemus (Atlantic horseshoe crab), 6029 nucleotides long. RefSeq names its product CAP-Gly domain-containing linker protein 4-like. Gene Ontology annotation, biological process: nuclear migration involved in conjugation with cellular fusion; establishment of mitotic spindle orientation. Bases 28 to 444 code for a protein of 138 amino acids. Gene Ontology annotation, cellular component: spindle; microtubule associated complex; spindle pole body. The record is from RefSeq and is a predicted model, not a curated record. NCBI's taxonomy places the organism in Eukaryota, Metazoa, Arthropoda, Merostomata, Xiphosura, Limulidae. The transcript is spliced from 4 exons.